ACCGACAGUGACACUUCUUCCAAUCACAAUGUCGACUGGACGCCCGAGGAAGAGAAGAAGCUCAUCAGAAAGAUUGAUCUGAUCUUGAUGCCAUUAUUGAUCCUCCCUUUCAUGGCUCUUCAGUUUGACCGAGGAAAUAUCGGCAAUGCCGUGACGGACAACUUUUUCGAAGAUGUCGGUAUCACACAGAACCAAUUCAAUGUCGGUCAGCAGCUGCUGUCAGCCGGUAUCGUCAUCUUGGAGAUCCCCAGCAACCUGGUUCUCUACCGGCUCGGCCCUCGUAUCUGGAUCAGCUGCCAGAUCUUCGCGUGGGGGCUUGUCGCUACGUUUCAAGCUUUCCAAAAAGGUCUGGGUGCAUUCCUGGCCACUAGGCUCCUGCUCGGAUUAAUGGAGGCUGGCUUCAUUCCCGCUUCGCUCUAUGCAAUUACGACAUGGUACAAAACGAGCGAGAUGAGCACACGGUUUGCAUGCUUUUUCUUCGGCAAUUUCGUCGCUUCAGCCUUGACAGGUGUCCUCGCUUAUGGGAUCCUUCACAUGCGCGGAGUUGCCGGCCUUGCUGGAUGGCAGUGGCUAUUCAUCAUUGAAGGCCUCUUCACCAUAUGCACGGGCUUCCUGUACAUUGCCUUCUUUCCGAAAGACAGAGACCAUCCCAUCCCAUUCCUCAAAUUACAAUACUUCACUGAGAGAGAGCGCCACAUAGCUGUGCAGCGGGUCCUAACGGACGACCCCAGCAAGGCCCCAGGUAGCCACAAGUCCAUCACCAUGCGUGAGUUGAAGUGGGCAUUAUCCGACUGGACGCUCUACCCACACUGCCUCCUUACGAUCUGCGCUCUCGCACCAACAAGUAGCUUUACAUCCUACGGCCCCAAGCUCGUCAUCUCCUUUGGCUACCCACGCCUGGCAUCCAACGCGAUCUUCUCGAUUGGGCACUGGAUCAUGCUGUUCACAUCACCCGCCUUCGGCUACUGGGCCGAUAAGAUCCAAAAGCGCGGGAUCACAGUGACAACGGCGCUGCUACUGUGGUGGGGCUUCACGCUCGGCUGCCAGAUUACGGAUGAAUCGAAAAACUCGGCCACGCGGCUGGCCAUGAUGAUUCUGGCAGUGAGUUUCUCCCUCGUCUGGCAUCCGCUCAAUAGUUCGUGGCUGGCGAUCAAUACGCGCUCGCCUGCUGAUCGCAGCAUCAAAAUGGCGUGUAUUGUCAUGUCGGCGAACUUGGCGGGAAUUAUUGGUAGCCAGUUGUUCCAGCAGGAUGAUGCGCCGGUGUAUCGCACUGGAUGGAAGCUGCUUGUUAUAUUGAAUGCUUGUGGUGUGUUCUUCUCGCUGGUGGCGAACGGCCAGUACCGCGUUUUGAAUUGGUUGGCAGAAAAGAGAGGCGAGAAGGAGGAGGAGCGGAGGAAGUAUUAUUUGUGAUUGCGGUAGUUGGGAGAGUGGUUUGCUGUAUGUAUAU
This is a messenger RNA of Aplosporella prunicola CBS 121167, 1447 nucleotides long. RefSeq lists its product as uncharacterized. Gene Ontology annotation, biological process: transmembrane transport. The record is from RefSeq and is a predicted model, not a curated record. Lineage: Eukaryota; Fungi; Ascomycota; Dothideomycetes; Botryosphaeriales; Aplosporellaceae. The transcript has 7 exons. Bases 88 to 1410 code for a protein of 440 amino acids. Gene Ontology annotation, molecular function: transmembrane transporter activity. Gene Ontology annotation, cellular component: membrane.